AUGUAAUCUAACACUACUAAAAGCAAAAUAAGAAGAGCAUACAGGCUAUCCACGUCGGAUUUUUUAUUUGGCCAAUCAGGUUCUUUUUUUUUUACACGUCAGACUCGGGUUUGCCUUUUGCCCGAAGUCGAGUAAGAGAUUUCGUGGGCUUCUGAUUUCUCUUUGGGCUUUAAGUUUGAUUCGGGCUUCUUUGUGUUUUUUGUGUAUCGCGAGGAGAAUCAUUUAGGUGAGCCGACAUCUAAACGAGAAGCUUCUCCUCACCAUUACCGCUUCGUGUUCUUCGAUCAAAAAGAGAACCGUAGAUUCCAUCGAUUCAAUCCUAAGCUAUCAAUAGUUCCGUUUCGAUCAAUCAAUACCCCUUCAUUAUGAUUUCUUUUCACCUCCCUCUUUUCCUCCUCUUAUAUAAUUGAUCUUCCUUCUCCGUAGAAUGCAAAACCCUAGAAAAACUCAAAUCUCAAGAUAUGGCGAUGAAACGAAAUGGAAAGUCUCCUGCGUCUUCCGAGUCUGACGAAUCAGUGAUGUUCUUCAGAGAUGUCUCUCUCGGUCCCCAUGAAACCCGGUUGCGAUUCCGACUCAUCCAUUUCUGGGAGGCUCAGAACCCGGUGAAGAAGACCCUUAUUGGUCUGGAAAUGCUUCUCAUCGACGAGCAGGGAACUGUCAUUCAAGGAUUCAUCCCACCAGGUCGUAUUAAGAAAUACCUGCCUGAGAUGAAGCGAGGUUCAGUUUACGAACUCAUCAACUUCUACGGAUCGAAGAACAAACCGAUGUAUCGGGUUGCUGAUCAUAUCGCAACCGUGUCCUUCGCAUGGAACUCUGAGUUGUCGGUUCUUCACGACAUUCCAAUCCCUUUUGAUGAAGACCGUUUCAGGAUGCAUUCGUAUGAGGAUUUUGAGGCCAACUGUGAUCUCAAAGGUGACCUCUACGAUGUUCUUGGCCACAUGAAGCUGGUUGAUGGACAGGCUCUUACCGAGCGUCCCACCAUUGAUGAAGCGAAGCUCGCUACCACUCGGCACAUUAUGGUUCACGUGCAAUCACAUGAAGGACCUGUUAUGAAGCUUUACCUCUGGGACCAGGCAGCAACGGACUUCUGCAAGAAGUUUAAGUCCUAUGAAAACACUCCCACAGUUCUUUUGGUCACAGCUGUUAACACUAAACGUCUCGGAGGUAACCUGGCACUGAGUUCUAUGUCUCCCACACGGGUUUUCAUGGACUAUGAUGUGCAACCAACAAUUGAUUACUUCGCGUGGCUCUCCUCGAACCCAGAGAUUGCUAAGCAGGUUAGUGCAGAGGUGGUCACUAAGCGGGAGACGAUGACCAUAUCUGACAUCUUCUCCUACAUGACUCUGGAAUCUGCAAAGGAUGCCUUUUUUGAGUGCACUGCCACGAUUGAUGAUGUGGUUCAUGGAUCUACUUGGUACUAUAUUGCAUGCACUGGGUGUCAUAGUAAGGCUACCAAAGGCGCAAAUUCAUUGAUUUGCACGAACCCAAGAUGUGUGAAGGAUACCACAGCUGGAGUUGCACAGUACCGUGCAAAGAUUUCGGUCUAUGACAGCAGUGAACAAGGUUUCUUUGUCCUGCUUGGUGAUGCUGGUUUUCAGUUGACUGGGAGGCAUGCAUCUGAGUUGGUCAGCAGCUACUUUGAGGCCAAUAAAGACAAAGGUCCUGACCAUGAAGUGCCUGUCCCGGAAGCUCUGAUCAGCAUAGUCGGACAGACCCAUAAGUUCUGUGUAAAAGUUACAGACCACAACUUCUCUGGCAACACCCGAGCAAUCACUGUGACCAAGAUCCUCCCUCCGGAGACAUCAUCACCCACAAAAGGCUCCGUUGAUAACGCUAUUGCUGCAACAUCCAUGGAAGCAGUGCAGACUGGAAGUGAAGUGUGUGGGCCUUCAAAAAGCCGUGGAAAUUCUGCAGAUGAAGAGAGUAAGAGAACGUUUGACAGUGUUGAUCCAGAGAAAGUCAAACGGGCAAGGUGUGAGAAAUAAUGAUUCAGUUCGAUGAUUCUUAAGUCUUUGCAUUGAACUUCAAGUACUAUGUUGGUUUUUGCAAGUUUGCUUCAGUUUGGUACUAUUUUGGUUUUUAACAACACUUUGCUUUGUUUCUUUUCAUUUCAAACUUUGGAUUUUAAUCGAUUAAACUAUCCUUCCUAUAUAGUUUACUCAGA
Brassica rapa (field mustard) is the source of this 2164-nucleotide messenger RNA. RefSeq lists its product as uncharacterized. NCBI's taxonomy places the organism in Eukaryota, Viridiplantae, Streptophyta, Magnoliopsida, Brassicales, Brassicaceae. The record is from RefSeq and is a predicted model, not a curated record.